AUGCAUUGGUUAUUCAUAGGAUCUGCCACUCUUUCGGUAUCCCUCCCAACCUCGGCUUUAUUUUCCGGAAUUGUUGACCAUGGCCACUGGAAUGAACUCCGAGGGCUCACCCACAACGCCUCUUAUAACGCCUCUCAGGCAAAAAAGUCAAGUCCGCCACUUGUCAUCGACACCUUCAAGUAUCCAACUCGCAACGACCUGGGAUUUUGGCACGGCUCUGGUGAGAAUCUACCCGUCGAAUAUGGGCCGGGCUUCAUUCGUCUAUUCCCAACAGACCCGGACCAGAACUUCCACACACAGUUCGAUUCCAAAACCUGCUACAGCCUGAUACCCUGGUACAACGAGUAUUUGCAUGUUAUCUUCGAGGGCACGGAUCAAUUUAGCAUCUCGUUUAACCAACACAACGAUGAGUGCAACCCUCAACGCAGUCCUUUCCCCAGCAUUGCAGACUCCGUCCAAGCGGAGCGGUAUGUUGUUCACCCUGCCUCAGAGGCUUUUGGGGAAAAUGACGAUUGGGAUAAUGAUGAAUAUGAUGACUGGGAUGACGACGAUGAUGUCGAAGCCGAUGCUGGGAGGAACAAACAGAGGCACGGAAGGUCCAAGGGUGGUCGACGAAAGCACCCCCAAGGUAAUACGAAAAUUCCACCGGGACGUCGUGAGCUCUAUAUCCCUCUGACUCAUUUCGAUAUCGAUUUCAAUCGCGUUGUAUCGGUUUCAUUUCAUGGUUUCUAUACCAAGGAGCCCAUUGCUUUGCAUCACGUGGAGAUCGUGCCUGAUAUUCCAAUGCCGUCGCCGGAAAAUGGUCACUAUCGCUUACCUGGAAAGCUGCCGAAUGGGAGAUUGGUUCUGCGUUGUUCUCGUCCGAAUUCCUUUGCAUUUGGUAUUGAUGAUGGACAGCCGCAGUUUGCUCAGCGGGUCAUGCGCAUCCUUGAUGAGGAGGAUGUUCGAGUUACUUUCUUCGUCGUUGGGGCUGGACUAAGGGAUCGGUCGAGCAAUUUCACGAACUUCUAUAAGGAGAUGUUGAAAAAAGGUCACCAAGUGGCACUCCAUUCGAACACUCAUCCAAAGAUGGAAUCGUUGCCAACCCUCCGUGAGAUUGACGACGAGAUCAUCCAGUCCAUGGAAAUCUUUAGAGACAAGCUGGGCAUACAGUCUUCAUACUUCCGCCCGCCAUUCGGUACAGUAGCUGCCCGGCUGCGCCAGGAGCUAGCCCGACACAUACCAAAUCCAUACAUUGUGAACUGGAGUGUCGAUGUCGAGGACUGGUUGUGGGCCAACACGUCCACCCCAGAGAAGCAGCUUGAUGCCUUCUUCCGCGGGGUUGGAAAGGGCGGAAAUCUUGCUGUCAUGCACUACCUAAAUCCAACUACCAUUGGGUACCUACCGGAGUUCAUUCGUCAUAUUAAAGGUGCCGGAUACCAUAUCAUGAGAAUCGAUCAGUGUCUGGAGGAUUUGUCCGCUCCACCGCUGUGA
Molecule: messenger RNA, 1473 nt
Organism: Penicillium digitatum Pd1
Lineage: Eukaryota; Fungi; Ascomycota; Eurotiomycetes; Eurotiales; Aspergillaceae
Product: polysaccharide deacetylase family protein
Biological process (GO): carbohydrate metabolic process
Molecular function (GO): hydrolase activity, acting on carbon-nitrogen (but not peptide) bonds
Source: RefSeq, a predicted model, not a curated record